AUGAAUAGAAUCCUCGCCCUUGCCUUUGGGUUUACCCUCCAGAAGGAAAGAGACUGUGCUGACCCAGACACUUUGAGUCCCCACUUCCACAUGCCCUGCGAUCUUGUUGCAGGCCUACUCCACUCACACUCCCAUGAAGGUGGUUUCUCACACAUGCUCAUGCUCCCCAGUGACAAGGGAGGUGAACAGGACCCCGAGGAUGAGGAUUCCAUGGGGGCUAGACCUAAUCUUGGCCACUGCACACUAGCAUGCGCCCAGGGGCUGGAGCCCUGACACCCCAGCACAGGUUCUAGGGCAGUACAAGGUGGCCACUGUGACUUGUGUGGGAAGGUGUUCAGCCAAGGCAGCAACCUGCUGAGGCACCCAAAGAUACACACAGGUAGAUGAUCUUUUGUGUGUUGUGAAUACGGUCGCAGCUUCAGCCGCAGUUCACACCUGCUAUACCACCAGCUCACGCACACUGAGAAGCACCCAUUUGUGUGCAGUGGCUAUGGCCAGGGCUUUGUGCACAAGGAGGAGCAACGGCUGCUGCACACUGGCGAACAGCCCUCCUGCUGCACGGACCGUGGCCAGUGCUUCCAGCAGCGCUCCAAUCUUCUGCAGCACCAGCACAUCCACAGAGCCACGCCCAUCUUGUCUCAGUGGGUCCCCGAGCCCCUAGUCCCCUCCCCGUGCACUGAGUGCCAGGAGAGCUUCAGAUGGCACUCAGUGUUGCUGGAGCACCAAGCAGUGCACACUGAUGAGCAGCGUUUCGGCUGUGUGGAGUGUGGCAAGUGCUUUGGCUGCCACUCUGUGCUGCUGCCGCACCGUUGGGCAUACAGUGGGGAGCGGCCCUUCACCUCCCGGCAGCACUCCAACAUCAUGCAGCACCAGUGCAUCCACCAGGGCAAGUUGCCCUUCUUCACCUGUGCUGAAUGCAGCAAGUCGUUCCGCCAGCAGCCCAUGCUCAUGUAGCACCUGUGGGUGCACACUAGUGAGAAACCUUUCUCCUGCCCCAAGUGUGGCCAGAGCUCCAGCCACUGCCUCAAGCACACACAGCACCAGUGAACCCACACAAGAGAGAAGCCCUACCACUGCACUAAGUGCAGCCUGGGCUACACACAGGUCUCCCACCUCAGGGAGCAUCAGCACAUCCACACAGAGAGGCCCUUCACCUGCCCCAAAUGUGACCAGACCUUCCGGUCACACACCCUCACACAGCACCAGCAUACCCACACUGGGGAGUGGCCCUCUGCCUGCGCCGAAUGUGCCAAGGCCCACACUCAUGCAGCACCUGCACACCCACAGCCCCCUGCCUGCCAGGACUGUGGCUGCAGCUUCCACCAGAGCACCAAGCUCAUCCAGCAACAGCACAUUCAGGGUAGGCAGCGCUCACCACUUGCUUUGUUCUUUGCAUGUCCACCAGGUCCUGUGGGUAGGAAAUGGGGCCACAAACUCCUGCCUCACAGGGUUGCUGUAAGGCUGUGAUUGCAGACGCUCAUCCAAUAGGUGCUCAAUAAACAGUGUCUGGAACCUGAGUCUCACCCACAGUGCCUCCCCACCUCUGUGGGUCCCUCUGACCCAUCUGCACCAACAUGGUUCCUCAAACAAACACACCCUGCAGAGGGGGCUCCUAAUAGAGCCUCUCCAUGUCUUGGGGUAUUGCUGUACCAUUUACUCCAGAUACCUCAACCACAAAUACCCACCACACUGAGACCUCACCUCCAUAAGACUGGCUUCAGGAACAGUGAGAUAAUACAGCAGGUAGGGCACUUGCCUUGCAUGUGACUAGCCCAGGUUCAAUCCCUGGCACCCCACAGAGAUCCCCAAGCCCACCUGGUGUGAUCCUAGGGCACUGUUGAGUAUGACCCAAGAACCCAAGGGAACCAUAAAAAAAGACUGCCUUUAGGUAAAAUGCCAGAAGUCAGAAAGAUAGCUUAAAUAGUUAGAGCACAUGUGCAGACCAAGAAGAUAACUCAAAAGGGCUGGAACACAUGUUUCAGGUUCACAGCCUCUGGGUACCACUUAGCUACGGCACCAAAACAAAAAAUAUGUGUCAGCCCCAUAUUUUUUCUGGCCCUAUUUCUUCCAUCUCCCCACCAAACAUCCUUAACCCUACCCAGAACCGGGGCAUCCACCAUAUCUGAUAAUGUCAACAACUGAUGUAGGGGGACAUAUAUGCGAGGGGAGGGGAGGGGAUAGUGUCCCUGAUCCAGUGAUAGCAUUUGUCCUCUCCAACCAUAAAAGGGACUCCAAGGCCCUGGUCUGAAAUCCAUAGAAUCAGAGUGGUGAGGGGGACAACCAAUGAACCCUAAGCACAGGCUAGGAGUCAGAUCUAGGUACACAAAGCAAUUAGUGGUCUCAAAUUAGAGGGAGUCCCCAGAACUUCAAAAAUUCUCUCAUAUGGAUUUUAACAAGACUAUUUGAGGGGCUGUUACUCAGGCUACUCCUGCUUAGCAUUCAGGGCACUGAAGUCGGUGGUGCAAGGAAUCAAACUGGGGUUUUCUACAUGCAAGGCAAGUACCUUAACUUCUAAGCUAUCUUUCUGAAAUUCUGUGAGUUUUGUAAUCAGAAACUGAAGACAGGGGCUGGAGCAAUAGCACAGCAGGUAGGGCAUUUGCCUUGCACGUGGCCAACCCGGGUUCAAUUCCCAGCAUCCCAUGUGGUCCCCUGAGCACCGCUAGGAGUAAUUCCUGAGUGCAGAACCAGGAGUAACCCCUGUGCAUUGCCAGGUGUGACCCAAAAAGCACUGUCACUGUCACUGUCAUCCCCAAUUGCUCAUCGAUUUGCUUGAGCGGGCACCAAUAACGUCUCCAUUGUGAGACUUGUUAACUGUUUUUGGCAUAUUGAA
Molecule: messenger RNA, 2830 nt
Organism: Sorex araneus (European shrew)
Lineage: Eukaryota; Metazoa; Chordata; Mammalia; Eulipotyphla; Soricidae
Gene: MZF1
Product: myeloid zinc finger 1
Biological process (GO): regulation of transcription by RNA polymerase II
Molecular function (GO): RNA polymerase II cis-regulatory region sequence-specific DNA binding; DNA-binding transcription factor activity, RNA polymerase II-specific
Source: RefSeq, a predicted model, not a curated record